UGUAUUUCAGGAUUUUACAGUGUAAGGUGUAACAUACCAUGUGAUGAGAACUUGAGACAGUGUACAGAAUGCAAAGAAGGGUGUGUCGGUAAGUACUGCCAGCUGAAUUCAUCCUGUGUUUCUGGAUGUGUCGACUCCUACUAUGGCCUUGACUGCAAGAACUGUUCUGAACUAUGUAAAUCGUGCAAUAGAAGCACUGGAAUAUGUGACCAGUGUCAUUCGCCAUACACUGGUCCCAACUGUGAGAUGUCAUGUGAGAAUUGUAAAGGAACAUGCAAGGCCGGAUGCGUAGAAGGUUGUAAUCGCGGAUUUUAUGGUCACUGGUGUGAAAAGGUGUGCAGUGAAAACUGCCACGCUGGUCCUGGCGCAUGUGACAGAAAAGCUUCAAAGAACUGUAGUCCCGAAUGUGACAAAAUGACAGGAUUCUGUAUUCAUGGCUGUAAUGGCGGGUGGUAUGGAGCUAACUGCUCAACUCAAUGUAACCCAAUGUGUGUAAAUAUGUCCUGCGAUGAUUCAGGGGCGUGUGUAGCUGUCUGUGCACCAGGAUAUGCUGGUUCAGACUGUUCAUGCUUUGAAAACUGCAUCGAGCACAUUUGUUUCUCUGAGAACGGAACCUGUGCAAAAGGGUGUGCUAGUGGUUAUUACGGUGCAUUUUGUAACACCACCUGUGAGAUUUGCAUUGAUGGGAUUUGUAACCAGGAGUCUGAAACCUGCACCAAAGGAUGCAACAUUACUGAUAAAAGAUGCAAGUCUCCCUGUUCAGGUGACUGUCCCAUAGAUACCUGCGUCAAGGAAAUUACAUGUGAGCCUACCUCUCAGAGCCUUCCACUGAUCAUUAUCGGAACAUCAUCAGCGUGUUGCCUGGUUGGCAUCAUGGUAGCUGUAUGCAUUGGAUGCUACGAACGCACCAAAAGGUUUAUAUUCAAGUGUUUUAUGCAAAAAAGAGAUGACAAAGAAGAGGAAUAUCCAGCGGGACAACCGGAAGCACCCCAGUACGAGCUGAUGGAUAUUGAUCCUGAUAAGAACGAAACAGGCCCUGUGAUAGUUUUCCUUUAG
Haliotis rufescens (red abalone) is the source of this 1056-nucleotide messenger RNA. Its product is annotated as multiple epidermal growth factor-like domains protein 6. The transcript is spliced from 3 exons. The record is from RefSeq and is a predicted model, not a curated record. Lineage: Eukaryota; Metazoa; Mollusca; Gastropoda; Lepetellida; Haliotidae. The coding region runs from base 247 to 1056 and encodes 269 amino acids.